Messenger RNA from Lytechinus variegatus (green sea urchin), 3113 nucleotides. Its product is annotated as fragile X mental retardation syndrome-related protein 1-like. Gene Ontology annotation, molecular function: mRNA 3'-UTR binding; translation regulator activity; protein homodimerization activity. Gene Ontology annotation, cellular component: postsynaptic density; nucleus; neuronal cell body. The record is from RefSeq and is a predicted model, not a curated record. Gene Ontology annotation, biological process: regulation of mRNA stability; regulation of translation at postsynapse, modulating synaptic transmission; central nervous system development. The transcript has 16 exons. Lineage: Eukaryota; Metazoa; Echinodermata; Echinoidea; Temnopleuroida; Toxopneustidae. The coding region runs from base 59 to 2218 and encodes 719 amino acids.
ACUGGCCUGCAAACGACCUUUUCACAGAUAUCAGAUUUUCUCAAAUCUCAAUGAACUCAUGGAUUUUGAAACAGUCAUGGAGGAUUUUGUCGGUGUAGAAGUUCGAGAUGCAAAUGGAGCUUUUUACAAGGCAGUGCUAAAGAAUAUAUUUGAAGACGAAGUGAGCAUAGCAUUUGAAAACAACUGGACAGCAGAGAGAAGAGUUCCAAUUAAUGUUGUUCGUCUUCCACCCGAAGCCUCAAGAGAAGUGCUAGAACUCAAGUCUGAUGAUGAGGUCGAGGUGUAUUCAAGGUCAUUUGAAGGUGAACCUUGCGGAUGGUGGAGAGCCAAAAUACAAAUGGUGAAAGGGGAGUUCUUUGUCAUAGAAUAUACAGGCUAUGACGCCACGUACAAUGAAAUAGUACAAGGUGAUAGGCUGAGGCGGAUAAAUCCAAAUGGGUGUUUGAGCAAAGAAAGUAUUCAUAGAGCAGUUGUCAAUGUACCAACGGAACUCAGGCAAUUUUGUAAAGAUGCGUCAAAUCACAGGGAUUACGUGAAAGCCACCGGAGCUCUCCUGGUUACGUAUAGCGAGACCGAUAACGCAUUGGUUGUCUUUGCUACGUCGGCACAGGGUUUGAAGAAGGCACAGAUGCUGAGUGACAUGCACAUACGGAACCUUCGAGAGAAGAUUCUGAUGUUGUCAAGGGCGGAAGAAGCAGCACAGCAACUGGAGGUGUCCAAGCAUCAAACGGAUGGGCACAUGGAAGAGUUCUCGGUGAAAGAAGAACUGAUGGGUCUGGCUAUUGGUAGCCACGGUGCUAACAUCAUGAAUGCCAGGAAGAUCGAAGGCAUCAAGAGGGUCGAUCUGGAAGAGAACACAUGCACGUUUAGAGUGUAUGGAGAAACCCAUGAAGCAGUAAUAAAAGCAAGAAGUAUGUUAGAAUUCUCUGAUGAUUAUGUCACCGUACCAAGGCAAUUAAUAGGUAAAGUAAUAGGUAAGAACGGACGUGUCAUCCAGGAGAUUGUGGACAAGUCGGGGGUCGUUAGGGUAAAGGUCAAAGGUGACAACGAGAGAGGUCAGAUGGAGGACGAUGGGGUUGUUCCAUUUCUCUUCGUUGGGACCAAAGACUCAAUUGAGAAUGCCAAGAUUCUUCUUGAAUACCAUCUAGCACAUCUCAAGGACAUGGAAGACCUUCGAAUCCAAAGGCUACAGAUUGAUGAGCAGCUACGGUCUAUGGGCCACCCUUCCGGCGCCUACCCGCCCAUGGGCAGAGAGAGGAGAGGAGACAGGGGCUAUGGGUCAGACCAGUCGUUGGAGGAUUACGGGGGCUACAGAGGCAGAGGAAGGGGCAUGUCCGGUGGUAGAGGGAUGCCUGGAAGGGGGCGUGGAGGAAGGGGGAGCGGCGGAAGAGGGAGGUCAUUUACAGAUACAAGUCGUAGCGGAUCGGAGAGGGAAGAGCCAAGAUCAAAUUCCUGGGCUGAUAGAGCGGCGGUGUCGGACGAUCAGGGUUACAGACGUCAUGAUGAUGGGCCUCGCUACAGGAGGGGCACCGGUGGCAGAGGAUCAUUCAGGGGGCGGGGGAGAGCACCCUAUCGUGGGCGUGGUGGUGGGGGAAGACCUCCUGUUAUGAGAGAUUCCCAAAGACCGUCAUCACCGCUCUCGGAAACGGACGAUGAUUUCAGACGCGACCCUCGGAGGCGGCAGGACGAUGAAGACGAUACUGUGUUGGAAGACACGACAACCGUCGAUGAAGAUGUCACUAAUAAUAAUGGAGCUGAUGACCAGCAGAGUAAGAGGAGGCCUAAGAAGCCUAGGAAGAGGAAACCAAGGGGUGUUAGACCGGGCGGUGACAAUCAGGAAGACACCGACACCAGUAAGACAGGAUCGCCUCAGUUCAAUAGAAGACCAUCAGGUCCAAGAAAUCGACCCAACGGACAUCCUGGUAACAGUGGGCGGGACGACAACUCUGCAGGGGAGCAACGAAGGUCCGCAUCCCCGCGCCCCGACACGAACAUGCCCAACGGUCGCGCGUCAGGAAAUGGCAAACCGCCCCCACAAGAGCAAAGAGGGGGAGGCAGAGGACGAUCCAAUCGCAGACAGAAGGGCGGGCCCACGACGAACGGGAACGUGACGGGCAGCGACACAGAGCGCGUUCCCGCUAAGGGCAAGCAAGGGAAUGGAGCCCGCAACUCCUCUCCGCAAGAACGCAAAGAAGGCCUGACCAAUGGUACUAUCUGAAGUUCGUAAUCGAAGCGAGUUCGAGAGUGAGUGAAGGAAGUGCGUUUACCGCCAGUUUCAAAAUUAUGCAAAUAUUUGAGGAUUAUGACAAAUCUGUUUCUACUGAAUUUUACUACUUACAGUGACUAUGAUGAAGAUUUUGACUGAUGUUUUUUUUUUCUCUGCUUUGACUUUAAACUGAAGAUUGACCUUUGUAAUGUGAUGUAUUUUGUAUUCAUGAUAGAUAUGUUUUCAUGUAGUCCCAAAGGUUGAAUUUUGUGCUGCCUCUGCCUACCGUUCUGGUCACGUAACACCACUGCAUGGUGAGAAGCAAAAAUGCAAGGAAGGAUUGAAAUUCAGGUAUUGAAGAUCCAGGCGAUGGGAGAGCCAUUAGAUGCCGCUGAGUUACUUACAUGAUGCUUUAAAAAAGCUGAUAAUAAAGCAAGACAUCAAAUUAUAGAUACAAAAUAGCGUGAAAGAAAUUUCUGACAAAGCUUUUUUUCAAAGCAAUGUGUUCCUGACAAGGAUUGAACUGCCCUACACUUUGCAUAGGCAUUGCCAAGAUCUAGUAACAUCACAAUCACUGUGAUACUUCUUGAAUGCACAAUGAUGAAAGGGAGCGAGGAUAUGCUCUACUCAACAUUGCUAUUUCAAAGUAACCUCUGUGUGAAGAGGCCUUCUGCACAUCAAAUCCACUCACGUGAUGGCAUGGUUGUAAGCUCCAUAGAAAACCGUCCUGUACAUGAAAUGGUCUAUCCUGUUCGAAGGAAAUGGUUCAAACCAAUCAUUAACUAUGUCUUGUAAGCAAAUCAAUAUGCAGCAUACUACAACGCUUAUAAAGCGCUGUGUGUUGUUAGUUACCCUGGCUUUACCAGGACUACCCUGAUCGCCUGAACAGUUAGACCCCGUUCUCAUU